CUGAACCCAAUCAGAGCUUCAGAAAUGUUGACGGGUGCUGUUCAACAGAUUGAGGAAGUUUACUUCAACAGUGCCAAAUUCUAAAUAGCUGUGCUGUGGAUGUAGAGUGGUCAACCUGCAAUGGGAAAGUUGAAGGUUGGUAGACAACCUGAUUUUCUGUGUAUCAAAGUGUCCUUGUGCAAGCUACUGAACCCCAUAUUGUUCCACCAGGAGCAUGCCAUCAGUGUGUGAAUGUGUGUGUGCUGUGCACGGGUGAAGGGGACUGUGCCUGUAAAGCGCUUUGGGCCUGUAUCAAGGUAGAAAACAGCCAUAUACGACAUUUAGCAUUUUUUGUAAAUCCCUUUCUUUAAAAUAAAAAAUAAAAAACAAUCUGACGCAACAUUAUUUCUUUUAUAAUGACUAUACACACUGCAAAACUGAAACAAAAGAAUCCAAAUUCAAUACUCCUUCAUGUUGCAACAGUAUGCAUUUACUGGUAACAUUUCCAUAUUGAUUAUCCUGUAAUUUCACAGAAGCACUCAGGUUCUUUUUUCCCCCACAGUUUUUGGAUAUUUACUUGACAAAACUAUAAGAAGUUCAUACGAGACCUGCUUUUUUCUCAUCCCUAUGCUGAAUAUUGCAGCACAAAGUCUGCAGAAGUAAUCCCUUUUGAUGUGGAUGUAAUACGGUAUAGACGUACAUCACUCAAAGCAUUAAUUCUAGUUUAAAUGCAGAAGUUGACGGUGCUGCAAUUACCGCUGGUAUGGAAUUUAUAUGUCAAUGACAGUUUUAAUGACGCUCUGUUCUCCUCUCCAUACCAUUCAUUUGCAUUAGUCUGUUAAAUUGGCUUGUCCCACAGUGUUGGCUAUGUUUACAGAUCAUACUGAUGUAUUUUUCUACCAACUCUUCCAGGCAGACAGUCAAUAUUCCAUUUACAGGUAGGUCUCCACUCUUGACCUGUGUUACGGUGAGCGUCAAACAGAAAUCGUCUCUAAAGUCCAGCCAGCAAAUGCAUAGAAAUUUAAGAAAUAUUACACGGGUUGGAAGAAUUUCCAAACUUGUAUUAAUUUUACUGUUCGUUAGGAAAAAAAGACAACGUCUUAAAUUUGCAUGGGAUUUUUAAAUUCUGCUUCAAAUAAAAUGCUUAAAAAUGAUGGGCAGAAAAUUGGUCGAUUUUGUUGAUUUCCAAAUGUUCACUUAUUAGAAAAUCCCAUCACACUAUAAAAGCCUCAUAUUGUUCUGCUCAUUCAUUCACAUACUGAUAUUUAAUCAAGUGUGAUAAAGAUUUUUUUAACACUAAAUUAACGAUAAAAUUCAUCCUGUAAGCUUCUGGCUUCUCAUGCUUCAGUUUUGACUCAUGUAUUGACAGGACAGUAAAAUGCGCACAAUUACCUUUUUAGAAGGAAUCAGUUGGCGUGGAACGGCCUAAUCAAUUCCCUCAGAUUGAUGCUAUUACAGCAGGAUGAGGUCUAGUCACAGGUUUCCUGUGUCUGACCUAUAAGUGUGAGCAGAACACCUUCUGAGUUUACAACCACUGAGCUCCCUUCCUGCUCAUCAAGGUGCAUCGGUCAAUGAAGAUAGACUCAGCUGUGACUCUCUGUUACAUCAUUUGUUUCCUCUGCAGCCAGACCUAAGUCCAUGUGAGGUGGCGGUGGAAGAAGUGCUGCUCUGUUACUGCCAACACCUGUUCAGGAUCAAAUUCCAUGAUAUGAUCACUUGUCCUGUCCUUUUUCCAGGUCCAUGUUGGAUUUCAUUAGUGUAUACUACCAAUAUUAGUGUAAAGAAACGAUCAAAUAUUUAGAGAAGGUAGUUCCACUGAAAAAAAUACCUGUAACCCUUAUUUGCAUUCUUCCCCUACCUCCUCUGGCAUAAAGAUAAAUGUCGUCUUCUAAAGAUGGCUUUUGGUCUUUUUUUUUUUUAAUCUUGUUUGUUUUAUAGACUUGGCAAUACCUUUUGUGAUGUUGUUGCAAUCUAAAAGAGGAUUUAAAACAUUUUGUUGUGUAUGGUAUUAAUGUGUGGCUGCAUUGGUGCUAGAACUAAAAUGAAACCGAAGCAGGCUGCUUUUGUUGGAGCUCCUUUCAAUAUUUAUCUGGAGCAUGUGCCACUGUGCCUCUUUCCUUUAUAUUAUCAAAAUAUUUGUCUUCUGGUUUCUCUGGGUGAUGAUUGGACGAAAUUCCACAUGCUGGUGGGGCCGCUGUGCAUGAUCCAAGCAGGGAUUGGCUCACAGCUCUGCCACUCAGAGAUAAAAUACUCUGACUUCCUCUGUCCUCUUUUUCCUGGUGCAGCCUUAGAGGGAGGGGAAUGGAUCUUUCCUGUGUGAGUCGCCGGCGCCUCCUCAGCCAGCUUCUUACUACCUGUCCUUGACUGAGUAUGCACACAGACAAGAUUGACAAGAAGCUGCCUUAGCUCACUCUUCCUCUGCCACAUUUCCUCAUGUGUUUGUGUGCACAGCUGCUGUCUUUUUAAAUAUUUCACUCUGGGGAUUGUAUUUUUUCUUCUUCUUCUACCUGUGGUGCUUCUGUGGAGUGCUGAACAUUUGUCCUCAAAGAGUGGAGCUCUGAUGGGAGGCAGUGCUAACUCUGGCUGGGACUGGGGAUGCUGAACGGAGGUAGGGAGGGCCUGUUUGAGCUGGGACAGCAGCUCCAGCAGCAGGGGGAGUACCAGGCUGCCCUCCACUGCUUCCUCAGCUGCCUGUUGGGGUUGACCCACAUCCAGAGCUUCACCUCACUGCCCAACUGCUUACACCAGAUCGCUGAGCUCUUCAUCACCGAAAAGAAUUAUGGGAAAGCGCUGCAGUUCAUUCAAGCUGAGAAGAUGUUCUAUGAGGUGGCGCUGAUCGAGCUCACUGCUCUUCAGGGAAGCACAGCAGCGCCUCAGGAGGAGGCUACACUGGGAUCUGCGAGAUGGACAACCCCAGAGGAACUUUCCGAGCAAGCCUCCCAGGGACAGCACUUGGAGCGCUUGGCUCAGCUGUGCAUCAUGAGCAAACAACCUCAUCUGGCUCUAGAAUACAGCGGUAAGGCUACAAAGAUUCACCAAAGGGCCUUUGGCAAUGACCAUCCAAUCACUGCCAGAAGCUUGGAGCUCAUGGCCACUGUCUAUGCUGAAAUUGGCAAGACAGAAUAUUCAGACUCCUUGGGCCAGUGUGUGUCCGCACUGUCCAAACGCUUCACCACCACAGAGUCGCUCACAGACAACUCCAGCUGUGUUCCCCAUUCGCACCGGCAAAAACACUCAGAGGUUCGGCACAGAAAGGACACCCACCAACAACAAGAGGAGGACACUCUGAAGCCCAAGGUAAACAGCAGUAAAGUCCCCACCUCCAUACUAAAGAGGUCGAGUCCCAGCUGCGUGUCAGAUGCAGAGACCAACCAUAGACGGAAAGGAGAGCGCAGAGUUCGAUUCAGAGAGCCAGAGACCACGGUGCAUGACCUUCCCUCUUGUGAAUAUUUAGGCGCCUAUGAGACAGCAGCAUCCCGCCCCCACUUUGCCCUCUUCACCUGCCUUUUCCUGUUGAUGUCCUGCUUGGGCGUGGCCAUGUACUGCACAGACCGCCGGCGCCCACAGCGAGCAUGUGAGGAGCUGGAAGCUGUGUUGGCUGUGUACCUGCUGCACAUGAAGCAAAUUCUGUGGGGGUGUUGGAUAUGGUUGACCAUGCAGUGACACUGAGCAGGUUGAGGCAUGGACUCCGCCACACACCCACACACACUUUCACCUCCUUUUAUUAGAACUUGUUUUUUUCCUCCGCUUUGAAGGUGCCCAGGCCUUCAAACACCUCAGACAUCUGAUUCUAGAAUCCAUCUUUGCUAUGGCAUAAAUUCUUCAUCCCAGAAAUAUGUAGCUUCCAUGUUUGUGUACAUAUAUACAGAAUAUACUCAUUGGCCACUUUUUAUCGAUCAUCAACUCAAUAAAACAUCAUCAGCUGUAAAGUUUAAACUGUCAUAAUUAAAAGUUGUGCUAAUUAAGCAAUGGAGUAUGGUGCUGCCUUUCCAAAAUUUGUCAUUUUUGGAAACUAUUAGUUCAAAAUAUGAGAAGUCUCCUAUACAAGUUUGAUUUGGGCACCAACUCUACCUUAAAACUAAAACUUUAUUAAAAAUUAUUAACUAUAAAUGCAUGUUUGUUCCAAAUGUAAUCAAUCUGUACCUAUUAAAGUGGCCAUUGAGGGUAUGUAUAUGUUUCCGAUAUAUGUAAAACAGUGGUAAGCAUGCUGCUCCGUUUGUCUGCUCACAUGUAACCUCUGCAUAUUUACCCAGCCAUGAGGCGUUUGACUUCAGGUCUCAGUCUGUUGGAAUGGAAUGCAAACAUUCAUUUUGUACUACGGUUUUGUGUACAUCUAAUAUUACACUGAAUGUGGCCCAAUAUACUAUAAGGACUCUCACUAUCAGUAUUUAGCCUUGUAAUUGCACAGAAAUGAAUGUAUAGACGUCUGGAAAAA
Oryzias latipes (Japanese medaka) is the source of this 4414-nucleotide messenger RNA. NCBI's taxonomy places the organism in Eukaryota, Metazoa, Chordata, Actinopteri, Beloniformes, Adrianichthyidae. The record is from RefSeq and is a predicted model, not a curated record.